AUGAAUUGUGAGGAAUGCUCUAACAUUCAGGCAAAAGUUAUCUGCUCAGAAUGUGACGAAGCCCUUUGCCCUCGUUGUGACGACGCCAUCCAUCGUGGUGGCAAGCGAAAAACCCACACACGUCAAACACUAUGCCAAAACUGUAGGUCUCCGGCUAUCCAAUUAUGCAACACUUGCCAAAUCAGCAUAUGCAGCAAUUGCAAGCAGGCUCAUAUGAAGCACAGUAUUACAACGCUUUCCCCACCAAGCCGCGUCGCUGUUUUUUGGGACCUUAACACGUGUAGACCGUUGCGCCCAGAAGAUGUGCAAACUGCCAUAACAAGUAUAAAAGAAAAAUUCCAAAAAGUCGAAUGUGAUCUGCAGUGGGUCAAUAAUUAUUGGAAAAUAUUCUAUUGCAAGGAAUAAAUACAUUGAAAAAAUCUAAUUUUUAGCUUUUUUUUUUAGGAAAAAUAGCAUUUUUAUUAAUAAAUAUUUAUAAAGUCUAUUAAAUGGGCAUAACUGUGGAGGAUAAAAAAUAUUUAUAGUAAAUUUUUAUAAUAAAAAGCAUAUAAAAGCGUAUGGCGACUGAUUCAUUAAAUGAAAGGACAUCUUUGAAGCAGCUGGUGUUAAGCUUGUUAUUUGUGAAGGUCUAACUCCCAACCUCCGUGAGUGAAUAAAACCAUUGGAAAAAUCCCUAUUUUUUGGAUAAAAAACCCCUUCCAUAAGCGAACAAAAAAUUUUCUAUGAAAAAUUAUUUUGAUAUAUAAGUCAUAAUGAUUAUAAUGAAAUCUCUAGAUAAUUCUGUUUAAUUUAAACAGCUUGCAUUUUAAAAUAUAAAUUUCGCAAAUUAAAAUUAAUUUCACUUUUCGAUUCUGAAGAAAAAAAAAAUCCAUAGGGGGGUUAAGGGAAACUGAAGCUUUGCUUAUCGACAUUUCGUCUGAAGGCUCGAAAGGGCUGACUGAAAUUUUGGUGCUCUGCAGCCAAGCCAUACAAAUAAGGCAUCAUCUCGCUCAAAUUCAAGCGAAUUUGCCCAGUGUGAAACUUCUAAUUUCGUCAACUUACUAUCCCAUAAACCCAUUCCCUGUCGAAAUGCUGCCGAAAGAAAUGGACGGGCCAACAAAAAUCCCUGUGCCUUCUUCGAAACCUUCAGUCCAAGGGCGAAAUUCAUUUUCUGAGUUCCGAUCGGGACUAUUCUCUAUUUAAUAAAUUUAUUUCUAAUAAUUAUACUUAAAAAUAAUGGCUAACUAAUAAAAAAAGCAUAAAACCAGGCGAAAAAGUAGUGAUCCUUGAGGCUUGCCCAGUUAUGCAAAGAUUCGUCAGAAAAGCUGAACAAGACGCUUCCCACGACCAACUCCUGUCCGCUCUCAAAGAGCUUGCUGAAAAAGGCCAAAUAAUGCACGAAACCAAAGAAUUCGUCCAAUACUUCUCCCAAAAGUUCAGAAUAUCCUCUGAUAGGACAAUGGAUUUUAUAAAUUCUGCAAGUAGGCUUGACAUAGUCCAUUUGACUGAGAGACAGUUCGGGAACAUAAAAUCAAUGUCUUUUAUUAGCAUGAAACUGAGUAGUCUCAGCCUGGAAAGUUUGCUAUGGACUUUACGAUCUUUAAGAGUAGACGAAAUGAUGCCAACUGAGAGAGCCAUAAUGUCCCGUAUGAAAGAAGCUUUUGAAUUCAAGCCAUCACCUGUACAGUGGGACAACCUCCUAGACGCUUGCAAAGGGUUCUACCAAGAAAAGCACCACCAUACCAAAAGUGCCCCAGCAGAAAAGCAAGGCAUCGAUUUUUCAAUUUUUAUGCACCAACAAGGUGACUCUGAGCCGCUAUUUACCACAGACCAAAUCCCUGAAUUUAUAAUCAGAGACAUCAAUGACCCAGUCACAGGCCAAGACACCCACGUCAUCUUUCCUAAAGGCGAAGAAUGGGAGUCAGUAGACCAGCUUAUCAAGGUAGGCGACGUCCUCCACAUAAAGCAGACAAGAGAAUGGCAAAACUUUGUGGAGUUUUUAGAGCGCUAUUUUUCCUCAGCUGGGCCAAAAAUAGAUGAAUCUACAGCUAUACCUGGAGGGAGAUAUGGCUGUGCGCAAUUUUUGAAGCUUUGUGCGCCUACUUUGCAGAGCUCUUCUUUAGGCAAGCUUAGCUAUAUGGUCCAGCUAGCUAUAGACGAAGAUCUGUUAAGAUACCAAAGGACUUUAUUAGUAUGAACACCUGUGACGACCAAAAAAAACUACGAAGAAGAUAACGCUAACAAGCUUAGAGCUGUCCAAUUCGCAGUCGUAGAAGUCCUCAAAGAGAAUCGAAGCGGGAUUUCUCUAGCCCAGCUUCCUUUGUACCUUAAGAGAAAACUUAGUUUCCAUUUAGAUCUACAAGAACUAGGAUUUUCUAAGCUAAAAGACUUAUUAUUGACGAUCCCGAAUGUAGAAAUUGUGCUUAAAGGGACAAAUCAUCCUUUUGCGAUAUGGAAGCCAAGCAAGAAAAAGACAAUUUCAGACACAGAAGAGGUCUCAAAAAGCAUGGACGAAAUCUUGCAUGACUGCAAACAAGGACUCCCAGGAUCCCGCGUUGAGAUGAUGCUCCAUGCUAAGUUUGGACAUCCAAUCAAUUGAAGUGACUAUAAGUGCAGCAAUAUUUAUGACUUUGUACAGAGAAGGGCUGCCAGCAUGUUUUCUAUCACCGGACAAGGCGAUUUCAGAAAUAUCGUCAAAGCAGGGGUUAGGUCGUCAGUUUUUAACAAGGAAACAUACGAAGACGACUCCCAAUACACAAGAGGUUCAUAUAGCUCUAUUUUUUCCAACUCAGGAGAUUUAUUAUACGUCAACGAGCCCCAACAGAAAGUUGUGAAUGUAUCAAAUCUCCCACCAGAGCUCCAAAACAACCCAAAUACCCAUUUUUCCCCUUUAUAUAAUUUUGAGGGCCAUGAAGAACAACAGCGGAAAUUCAUUGAGACGUUGCUGGGUGAAGAAGAUAUGUCGAAUACCUUACAAGGCGCUGACCCACCCCACUAUAGGACGGAUAGCGUUGAGUAUCAUCAUUUACCUGCUCGUGGGCCUUAUUUGGUUAGUGUAGAAGGCCAUAAGAACGCGCUCAGUGAAGAUUUCCAGGAAUUCGUGCCAGAUCGUAAUAGAAAAUACCACUCUUCUUUUGGGGGAUUUUCUAUUAGUCCUCCACCUGGGUUCGGCCCUUAA
Molecule: messenger RNA, 3157 nt
Organism: Blepharisma stoltei
Lineage: Eukaryota; Ciliophora; Heterotrichea; Heterotrichida; Blepharismidae
Source: the annotation of a GenBank genome assembly